AUGGCACCUGUGGAUAGUUCUCCAAGAGAAAAUAUGGGCGGAUUCGAGUUGAUAUGCUCGUUAAAGGCAGAGGAUACAAUUCCGGUACAUAUGUACAAAUCUACGAACACCGGCUUGACAGUUUGUAUCGCGGAAAUAGACGGGCCAGUUGUCAGUGGCUAUUUCAAUCUUGCUACCGAAGCAUUUGAUGAUGACGGCCUUCCUCAUACAUUGGAGCAUCUUGUCUUCUUGGGCAGUGAAGAUUACCCCUACAAGGGUGUCUUGGAUCUCUGGGCUAAUAGAUGUUUGGCAUCUGGCACUAAUGCUACAACAUCACGUGAUUGGACAUAUUAUACUAUGACAACUGCUGGCAGUGAAGGAUUCCUCUCCCUAAUGCCAAUUUAUCUUGAACAUAUACUUUAUCCGACUCUUCAGGAUGCUGCGUAUCUUACAGAGAUACAUCAUAUUACUGGUGAGGGUAAGGAUGCGGGUGUAGUUUACUGUGAAAUGCAAGGUAAAGAAAAUACAGGAGAAUUUAUGACACUUAUUGAAAUGGCAAGAGCAAUAUAUCCUGGAAAAUGUGGAUAUAGAUCAAACACUGGAGGUGCAUUAAAGAAUUUGCGAGAAAGUACUAACAAUGAGAAAGUAAGGCAAUAUCAUAAAGAGUUUUAUAGACCAGAGAAUCUAACUGUACUAAUAGCGGGUCAGGUGAAGCAUGCUGACGUUUUCAAGGCUCUGCAACCUCUGGAGCAGAAAAUAAUUUCAAAGGGAAAUAGAGGACCAUUUAAAAGACCUUGGCAGACUCCAGUUGCACCACUCACGAAGAGUGAGGAUAUCGAUGUUUACUAUCCGUGCGAUGAUGAGGAUAAUGGAAUGGUGUACAUUGGUUGGCGAGGACCGUCUGUAGCCGAUAAAAUAUACGAUUGUCUCGGCUGUUCCUUACUUGCCAAAUAUCUCACUGAUACGUCCGUCAGUCCAUUGCAAAAGAAAUUUGUCGAAAGAGACAGUCCUUACGCCAGCAAUGUGGAUUAUGUUCAGUACGAUUACUUAGCUUCAACUUUGUGUUUUAAGUUUGAGAAUGUGCCGAAAGAUAAGAUUCCCCUGAUCAAGAAGCCUCUGAUGCAAGUGUUCAACGAUAUAUGUAGCAACGGUAUAGACAUGAAGAGAAUGAAAACUGUAGUUCACAGGAGCAUCCUUGAAAAUUUAAGUGCCUUGGAAAACGAGCCGCAUAAUUCAAUCGCGCAUAUGCUCUUUAAUCAUGUAUUAUACGGAAACACAAAGCAAGAUCUUGAUCAAAGAUUGAACACUGUGCGUGACCUUAAACUACUGGAAAACGAGCCCGAAUCGUACUGGGUAAAUCUUUUAAAGAUAUAUUUCGUUGAUGCUCCGAUGAUUGUUGUGAAAGGUAUACCUAGUAUUGAGAAGCAACGCGCCUUAACGCAAAAGGAGGAACAACGAACGGCUAAACAGAUAGAGAAGCUGGGUACGGAUGGCUUAGAAUGCAAAGAGAUAGAACUUCAAAAAGCUGUUGAGGAGAACGAGAAACCGGUACCUGAUGAGUUAUUAGAAAAAGUUGCCAUACCUGGCACGGAUACUAUUAACUUUCAUCAUAUCAAGAGUUAUACCACUGAAACUCCAGAGCAACAUUCUAGAUUAGAUGUUACUAAAUUGCCAUUCUUCACCUACUUGGAUCACGUUAACACAAAUUUCGUUUAUCUGUUUGUCCUUAUGGACACUUCCUCUAUUACCAAAGAAUAUAGAAAAUAUAUUCCAUUGUUGCUGGAAGUCAUUAUGGAAUCUCCGGUAAAGAGGGACGGCCGAUUAAUUCCUCACGAAGAAGUAGUAGCCGAAUUAGAAGCAGAUACUAUAGAAAUUUCCACUGAAAUUGGUUUUAUUAGCGGUUCGAGAUUUUCAUGUGGUGCCUAUAGUCACACUGUUAACUUGAUGCUACAACUCGAAUUGGAGAAGUAUGAGAAAGGUGUACAGUGGAUCAAAGAGCUUCUGUACGAUACCGAGUUAACGGUCGACAGAUUAAAAAUAAUAGCAACGAAAAUGGUGAAUGAUGUAGCUCAACAAAAGAGAGCCGGAUCCAAAGUCGUGAGCCAUUUAAUGAAAGGAUUAUUAUAUAAUAAAGACAGCAACACCUUUACAUCCAGCAUGUUGCGGCAGCAAAAGUUUCUUACUGAUAUUCUAGAGCGCCUGAAUGAUGAAACAGGAAAGAGAGAAGUUAUCGCGGAAAUCGAUUCGGUCAGAAAAACUUUAACAUCCCCGAAAAAUAUGUUACUGUACAUGGCCGUUAACGUAGAGAAGUUAACAGUGCAAGUUCCAAACGUUUACGCUCCGUGGACCAUGUUCUUCUCCGACAUGGGAACUUCAGUGAAAACAAAGCUUAAUAUCACUCCCGAUUGGUCAUUGCUGAAUCCUGCGGACGACAUCACAAUUAACGGUUGCAUUACAGGAUUGGGAUGCAUCGAAUCUUCCUUCUUAUGUCAUACUUGUUCGUGCAUAACCGACUAUCAGAGUCCUGAUCUACCAGCUUUGUCUGUUUGUUUACAGUAUUUAACUCAAGUGGAGGGACCUAUGUGGAGAUUAAUCAGAGGACAAGGAUUUUCGUACGGAUACAGCAUUUUUCCCAGACCGAGCGAAGGUUUAUUGUAUUUGGUUCUUUUUAGAGCCACGAACGCGGUGGCGGCGUUCAAGGAAACAAAAUCAAUAGUGGAAACGCAUCUUCCGGGCGAUAAAUGGGAUAAGCUGCUUUAUGAAUCAGCGAAGUCGUCAAUGAUCUUCGAGAUAAUUGAGCAAGAAAAGACAAUAGGCGAUACAGUGAUGAACUCAUUACUGUCAUAUUUUAAGAACGUACCACAUGAUUAUCAUCGUCAGAUGGUACGGCGUAUUUCCGCUGUAACUAUGGAAGACAUGACCCGUGUAGCGACCUUGUACCUCAAGCCAAUGUUCGAUCCGAAGAAAUGCAAGACCACUAUCGUGUGUCAUCCCUCUAAAGUUGCGGAAAUAGGAGAGACCUUCAAAGCAAUGAAUCAAGAUCUAAAACUGUACAACUGUCUUGAAGAGACAUACUUGAGCGAGUGGUAAGAAAAAAAAAAGUAUAUUUGUGAAUUACAAACUCGGAAAGCAUUUAUAUUUGGCAACUGAUUUUAUGAAACUUAUAAAAUUAUAUUUAUAUUAAGCAUUUAUAUUAAGCCAACUGAAUUUGAUUAUUUAACUAGUUUCCAGGCCAACGUACAUUAUAAAGAGUUAUAUUAUAAAAAGUUAUGUAUACUCUGCCUAAUAAUAUAUAAACACUGCAUAAUAUGUUAAAACGUGUGUUCGCUUUUGCGUAAAAGCAACGAGACAUUCUAAUAAUAAAUACUUAUGAAAGUAA
Messenger RNA from Odontomachus brunneus, 3358 nucleotides. RefSeq lists its product as uncharacterized. The record is from RefSeq and is a predicted model, not a curated record. Lineage: Eukaryota; Metazoa; Arthropoda; Insecta; Hymenoptera; Formicidae. The coding region runs from base 1 to 3069 and encodes 1022 amino acids. Gene Ontology annotation, molecular function: metal ion binding. The transcript is spliced from 14 exons.